AUGCCGGCGGGUAGCAAGAAAAAGAAGACCAAGCCCGCAGCAAAUCCAGCCAGAGGCUUUGCCACCACAUCUGUUGCGUCGAAGCCGAAGCCAGAGACGGCUUCUGAGGAGACCAGCACCAAGACAUCCGGAGCAGUCACACCUGCAGACAAAACCUCAACGCCUGCAACUUCAGUUGAAGCGCCUGCCUCAAGUGCAAAGACCGAAUCACGACAUCUCCACGAGCUCAGCCCAGAGGAACUGGAGGCACAACUGGAAGCAUCAGAGCUCCAGCAAUUUGUCGACAAACAUGGACCCAAAGUCAAGAAGGAAACGACACGUCAAGGCACCCGCCUUCAGACCGACAAGCGGUUGCUACGUGGUCAGGCAGAGUAUCUGUCCGUCAAGGACUGGCUGCCAGAAGAGUUGAUGCAGCACAUUCUGGACUUGACCCUGGAUGAUCUUCGGCGAGAUUCUGACUCUGUCAAGAAGAACAAGCUGCCUGUAGGGGACGAUCUCAUAGCAAAGGUUUGGCAAUUGAGGUCAACUCUCCUAGAUCUUGAUCUUCCUUUGGCUCGAGUCAACGAACUUCUUGGCUGGCUUGUAAGCAAUCCGCCGGCUGAGAAUGCAUCGAAUUACGGCUGGGGGAUCGAGGAGUGCUUCGAGUGGUUAUCGCUACACUGCGAGCCAGACGAGCUUCUAGACUAUGAUUUUCAGAAGCCGAAGUCGCUAAAUGCCGCUGUGGAGCUCGUAGACGAUGAGGUCGACUCUGCUUCAUCUAAUGAUGACUCGAAGAAGAAACAUGACUCGCCUGUCUCCCGUGGUGGUAAGGAGGAUGCAUCAUCUCCAGAACAGGAGAGCAUAGAUGUCAGCGAUGUUGAGAGUGAUCUGGAGCCCGAUGAACUGCUAUCUGUAUACCUGCGGACGAGGGUUAAACUCUAUCAGCUCAGUCCAGAAUCUGAAUCUGGACACACUCGAAAGACCAAGUCCUCCAAACCAGCAGCGACACCCGCCAAGGCGUCGAGAAGCGAUGGUACACGCAAACUCGAACAGAAGCUGCAGCGGAUAGAGUCCGAUGUCUUGUUCGACAAGCGACAAGCUGAUGCUCACUGGGCCGGGCAAAAGAUCGAAUUGAUGCGUGAUGCAGCCGAGAGGAAAAGGCUGCAGUUACAUGAGACGAACAAAUCGAAGGAUGACGAAGUUACACAAACUGAAGCACCAGAUAAUGACGUCAACGAUGAAGCUGAAAGACUUGGCCAAGAACUCCUUGCAGAAGCUGGCGAAGAUGGCGAUAUGCUCAGCGGCAUGUUCGACGCGCUGCCUAGUGUCCAACAGCCAGGCGAGGAUCCUACUGGCGAUGCUGAUGGCCAUGGUGUUACGAUCAGAGACUUCGGUCGACUUACUGGCAUGAACCCUAAGCGGGUCCUCGAGGAGGCAUGCAAGGCUCGAGAUGCGAGAAGCAAAGUAGUGUACAAGAUGGUUUCGCAGACGACAUAUGCUUGUAGGCAUACUGUCACGAUACAUUGGACAAAGGAGCAAGACGCGUUCGAGUGUGCAUUCAUGCCUGCUGUCGAGGUCAAGCAUAAAGCGGGCAAUGUCUUGGUCAUUACUGCCACACAAAUCGCUACGCCUGACAUUACUCAGAGCGAAGCCUUUGUCGCUACAGCCGCGCUAUUCUUGAUAUUCUCCGGCUCACCGAAAGAAGAGAAGGCACAUCUUCGACUGCCACCAACGUUCCGUAACCUCUGGGACGAGUUCGCUCGUGCAAAGCAGGAGCAUGUGCUGGCUGUAGACGGCAGCGUCGUGAAAGAAGUACGCGAGCUGGUGGAGAACAACAAAGGCUCAGAUGACGAUGACGAUGAUGAGGUCGUCUUCAAUGCCAGCAGUCGCCGACGUUUGGAGGGAGCCAGUGGCGCUGCAACGCCGGUGUUACGCAUUGGUACACCAAAGCCCGGAUCGCCAGAGAUCUCAGAGGAGCUUCAGAUGAUGUGGUACCACAAGACUGCGACCCCUAACUACCAGCGCAUGCUCCUCGCUCGCAUGAACUUGCCCAUGUUUCACUUCCGAGCUGUGGCUCUCGAUACCAUCCAGCGGAAUCAGGUCACCAUCCUUUGCGGAGAGACUGGCUGCGGCAAGUCCACGCAGCUGCCUGCAUUCAUACUGGAACACGAGCUGUCACACGGUAGGCCUUGCAAAAUCUACUGCACAGAGCCUCGUCGUAUUUCGGCCAUCUCUCUUGCACAGAGAGUAAGCGAGGAGAUGGGCGAGCAUAAGGGCGACGUUGGAACUGCACGGUCGCUUGUGGGUUAUGCCAUCCGACUGGAGUCUCACACUACCGCAAACACACGUUUGGUCUAUGCCACUACAGGUAUCGUCCUGCGUAUGCUAGAACGAUCCGAUGGCUUGGAUGAGAUCACCCAUCUCGUGAUCGACGAAGUACACGAGCGCAGUAUAGACACUGACUUUUUGCUCAUCAUCCUUCAGUCGCUUAUGAUCAAGCGCCCAGGCCUGAGAGUAGUGCUCAUGAGCGCAACCGUGGAUGCACAGAAGUUCUCGAACUAUCUACAUGGCGCUCCUAUCAUCAACGUACCCGGAAGGACGUUUCCUGUGGAAGCCAAGUUCCUGGAAGAUGCCAUCGAGCUCACUGGCCAUACCAACGAGGACGCCUCAACAAAUGCCGUUGACGAAGAUGACGCGGACGAUGAGGCACAGCAGAAAGGCGCCGGCCAACAGCAGCUUCAAGGAUACAGCAAGAAGACGCUCAACACGCUCGCCAACUAUGAUGAGUACCGUAUCGACUACAGUCUCAUCGUCAAGCUGCUAGAGAAGAUUGCGUAUCAGCCUCAGUACCGUGAUUUCAGCAAAGCAGUACUGGUCUUCUUGCCAGGUAUUGCGGAGAUCCGCCAACUGAACGACUUGCUUGCGGGACACCCAAAGUUUCAGAAAGGAUGGCGCCUACAUCCACUUCAUUCGACCUUCUCCAGCGAGGACCAGCAAGCUGCGUUUGAUAUCCCACCUCAAGGCAUGCGCAAAAUUGUCAUGGCCACGAACAUUGCCGAGACUGGAAUCACAAUCCCAGACGUGACCUGCGUUAUAGACACUGGCAAACACAAGGAGAUGCGCUUCGAUGAACGACGGCAGAUGUCUAGACUGAUCCAGAGUUUCGUCGCGCGAGCGAACGCGAAGCAGCGUCGAGGUCGAGCUGGUCGUGUUCAGCAAGGAAUCUGCUUCCACUUGUUCACCAAGCAUCGCCACGAUCAGCUCAUGGUCGAACAGCAGACUCCAGAGAUGCUUCGCCUAUCACUACAAGACUUGGUAAUGAGAGUCAAGAUCUGUAAGCUUGGUGGCAUCGAGGAAGCCUUAGCUCAGGCUCUGGAUCCGCCUUCGAGCAGGAACAUCAGAAGAGCCAUCGACGCUUUGGUGGAGGUCGGCGCGUUGACAGAGCGAGAAGAGCUCACAUCUCUCGGUACACAGCUAGCAAAGCUGCCACUGGACGCUCAGCUAGGCAAGCUGAUCUUGCUGGGAAGCAACUUUGGGUGCCUCGACUUCGCUUUGACCGUGGCCGCCACGCUCUCCUCCAAGUCCCCCUUUCUGAGCCCCAUGCAUGCCAAGAAGCAAGCCGACACAGUUCGACUCGGCUUCAAGCGCGGCGACUCAGACCUCCUGACAGUCUACAACGCCUACAGCGCUUGGCGCAAGAUCUGCACAACCCAAGGCAUGUCCGAAUGGCAAUUCUGCAACAAGAACUUCCUCAGUCCCCAAAACCUCGGCAACAUUGAAGACCUCAAAGCACAGCUCCUCAGCUCCCUCCAAGACGCCGGCUUCGUCCACCUCGGCGCCGACGAGAAAGCAGCCCUCUCCAAGAUGCGCUACAACCAACGCCACAGAAACUUCGUCGCCUUGCCUGCUAAACACACCGCGGCAGAAGAAAACGACACCAUCGCCAACUCCGUCGUGGCGUGGUCUUUCUACCCCAAAGUCAUCAAGCAAGACGGCAAAGGAUGGCGAAAUGUGGCCAACAACCAGUCCCUCGGUCUGCACCCUACCUCCGUCAACAAAACCAACCUCGCACCGGACGUGAAAUACCUCUCCUUCUACAGCAUCAUGCAGAGUUCCUCGCGCUUCACCAAUGCGCAAGAAACAUCUCCAGUCUCCGAGAUCCCCUUGCUGCUGAUGUGCGGCGAUGCAGUGUUUCACAUGUACGCUGGGGUAAUCAUUGUUGAUGGCAACAGGUUACGGUUCAAGGUGAAGGAUUGGAGGACGAUGAUUGUGUUGAAGACUCUGAGGAUGAAGUUGAGGGAAGUGGUGGCGAAGCUGUUCAAGAACCCUGGACGGGAGCUUGGAGAUCGGCCGAGAAGGUGGAUGGAGGUUUUGGAGAGGAUGUUUGAGAGGCAGAAGAGGGUGCAUGAGAAGCCACUUGGGCAGAUGCGGUAG
Messenger RNA from Fulvia fulva, 4413 nucleotides. RefSeq lists its product as uncharacterized. The record is from RefSeq and is a predicted model, not a curated record. Gene Ontology annotation, molecular function: RNA binding; ATP binding. The transcript is spliced from 2 exons. The coding region runs from base 1 to 4413 and encodes 1470 amino acids. Lineage: Eukaryota; Fungi; Ascomycota; Dothideomycetes; Mycosphaerellales; Mycosphaerellaceae. Gene Ontology annotation, cellular component: intracellular anatomical structure.